AACUCCAUCCUCACUCUCUCCUCUCUCAUUACUCUCUCUCUCCUCUCAAGAAAUCAAUCAAUCAAAAAUGGCUCUGCUCUCAAAAUCAAACCCAAUCCCAGCCUCAAUCAUCGAAGCCAUUGACGAGAUCAUGCGCCUUUACCGCUCUCUCCCCCCUCGCCCAACCAUCGAACAAGUCGAAGCCGCCAUGGCCAUAAUCCAAACCUCAACCGCUGAACAAGAACUCAAGCUCCAAGAAAUCGAUAAUUUACAGAAACCCCCCGAUGUCCCGGACGAGCUAUUCUCCAUCCUUCAACAGGCGAGAAAGAACUUGGUGCUGCUUCAAGCCCACGAGCAGAGGAAGGAGGCUCAGCAUGUUGUGGAUUUGGACUUGAGAUUUCAAGUGUUUGAAGAUUUGAUUCAGAGGGCUUCGAAACUUGUUGGGGGUGAGAGGGAAGAGGAGAAGCUUGCUGGGUUUGAGAAAAGGAAGAAGGUUGAAGAGGAGGAGAAGAAAUUGGGGGAUUUGGGGCUUGUUUCUUCUCUCAAAACUGAGGUCCCUUUAGCUCAGACUCAGAUUCCAGCAGGCGACGACGAAGAAAAAUUGUCCCUCAUCAACGUAGCCAACUUAAUUGAGACAUCAGCAAAGCAAGGCACUGGAGUUCUUGAUCUUCGAGGCAAAUUAAUGGAUCAAAUCGAGUGGCUCCCCUUAUCUCUCGGAAAAUUACAUGAAGUAACAGAGCUGGAUUUAUCAGAGAACAGGAUCAUGGCAUUACCAUCAACUAUAAGUAGCCUGAAGUUAUUAAGAAUACUCGAUAUUCACUCGAACCAGCUGAUAAACUUACCAGAAUCAUUUGGAGAGCUAUCCAAUUUGACUGAUCUUGAUCUGCAUUCUAACAGGUUGAAAUCUCUACCCGCUUCAUUUGGCAACCUCACGAAUCUAGCCAAUUUGGAUCUGAGUUCCAAUCAGUUAGUAGUUCUCCCUGAUACAUUAGGGAAUUUAAAGAAUUUGAGAAGACUUAAUGUGGAGACAAAUGAGCUUGAAGAGCUUCCUUAUACUAUUGGAUCUUGUACUUCACUUAUCGAACUCAGGUUAGACUUCAACCAGCUGAAAGCACUUCCAGAAGCAGUUGGGAAUCUAGAAUGUCUAGAGAUUCUAACUCUACACUACAAUAGAAUCAAGAGCUUGCCUACUACAAUGGGCUCAUUGUCAAAAUUGAAAGAACUGGAUGUUUCCUUCAACGAGCUUGAAUCAAUCCCAGAGUGCCUCUGCUUUGCAACUAAUCUCGUGAAAUUAGAUGUUGGGAGGAACUUCGCAGACUUGAGGUCUCUGCCAAGAUCUAUUGGCAAUUUGGAGAUGCUUGAGGAAUUGGAUAUAAGCAGCAAUCAGAUAAGAGAAUUGCCAGUCUCCUUCAGACUCCUGUCAAAGCUGCGAGUAUUCUGUGCUGAUGAAACUCCUCUUGAAGUGCCACCAAGACAAGUAGUUAAGCUUGGCGCUCAGGCAGUUGUGGAGUAUAUGGCAGAUUUAGCUGCAGGUGCUGGGGCUCCAUCUUCGGAGAGAAAAGGAUUUUGGUACUGGUUUUGCUCUUUGUUCCGACCAAGAAACAAGGAUGUCAACUCAAAGGUUAAUUUUGCAAAUGUGUGAGGUCUGAACUUUUAUCCAACCUUUUAAAUGGUUCAGCCAUGAACUUGUCUGCCUUUGUUUGUUCAUCCUUGUUUAUGUUUUAUCCAAGCUUGUAAAUGGUUCAGCCCGGAACUUAUCUUCCAUUGUUUGUUCAUCCUUGUUUAUGUUUCUGUCUUUGGAUGUAAAUUGAUUUUAGACUACCUGCAUUUCUGUAGAUGUGUGUUACUGAAAUUGUGUGUAUAUUUAGGCUGAAUCUUGCAGUUAAUUUGUUUGUAAAGACACUCUUUAUGAGAAUGUAAAGGGUUAAAAUUUUUGCUCUC
This is a messenger RNA of Asparagus officinalis (garden asparagus), 1920 nucleotides long. RefSeq names its product plant intracellular Ras-group-related LRR protein 5-like. NCBI's taxonomy places the organism in Eukaryota, Viridiplantae, Streptophyta, Magnoliopsida, Asparagales, Asparagaceae. The coding region runs from base 68 to 1621 and encodes 517 amino acids. The record is from RefSeq and is a predicted model, not a curated record. The transcript is spliced from 3 exons. Gene Ontology annotation, molecular function: protein binding.